Epithele typhae is the source of this 1551-nucleotide messenger RNA. Its product is annotated as FAD/NAD-P-binding domain-containing protein. Lineage: Eukaryota; Fungi; Basidiomycota; Agaricomycetes; Polyporales; Epitheliaceae. Bases 1 to 1551 code for a protein of 516 amino acids. The record is from RefSeq and is a predicted model, not a curated record. The transcript has 12 exons.
AUGAACCCACUCACGCCCUCCAUUGCGAUUGUGGGUGCAGGCGUCGCGGGACUCAUCACCGCCCACGUCCCGGUCCGUGACGGCUUCCGUAACGUCCAAAUUCUCACUCGGGAUGUUAUUCCGGGUGGGGUCUGGACGCGUGACCGUGUCUACACUGGUUUACGUCUCAAAAAUGUACACGGAGACUCCCCCUCCGAAAAGGACGGACGACUCACGGGAGACGACCUCAGCGCAUACACCGACGCCUUCGCAUCAAAAUUCUUGGAGGGUAAGAUCGAGUACGGGGUCGAAGUCAGAGACAUCCGCCGCAAUCCAUCUGGGGCCGGAUCGCUGGUUGAUCUCACUCAUCGCGCGACCUCUCAGAAGGAGACGUUACUUAAUAAGGAGACGCGAGAGUACGGUCGUGUCGUGAUGUGCAUCGGAGGUUGUAACGAGCCCAAUUUCUCUGACGGGCUGAGUUCAUCGGAUGCUGCCGCGAUAGGCUUCCGUGGCCUUGUGCUUCACAGUGCUGAUAUUGGACCCAGGGGUAAGGAGCUCCUCACUGUGGCGGAUACCACGAAGGGAGAACGCAACCCUGCGCCUGUCGUCGUGGCUGGUGGAGGCAAGUCAGCGCAAGAGUAUUUGAUUCUGGCCAACCAGGGCCAAAAGGUUACUAUCGUCUUCAGCAAAUUCGAUUCGUUCACCGCAUCUUCCAAAUCAAUGCCGGGGUGGAUGAGGAAAAGCAGACUUAUGUCAGUGUUUUUUCCUCAUCCCGUCCUGCGUACCCCUGUCGAAAGAUUCCUUCACAAGACUUCCACUGGGAAGAUUCACGAUGCCAUGGACCUCCCGCGAGAUUCUCCCUUGCGCGAUACCUCUUCUAUGUAUUGGAACAUUCGCACGAACGACGAAGGCAUACCUCGUGCAAAUGGAUUUCACGCUCUGGUCAACGCAGGAAAGAUUGCCUUCAUACCCCGUGCCCGCGCCGAGAGGUUUGGGUCCGACGGUCAGUCGCUCGUGCUGGAGGACGGCAGAUCGAUCCCAGCUAGCGCAGUUGUUUUCGGUACUCGUUACAAGUCCUCGUGGUCGACAUUUAAGACUCUCAGUGAACUUGGACUGACCGCGCAGACAACGCCGCGCGCUUCUGUCCCCACGAAGCUCAUCGCGCAGCGCGAUUUCGCCAUCAACGGCGCCGUCCUCUCCGCGAACUUCGGGUACACGAACGAGGUCGCCGCGCACUGGAUCUCGGCCUACUUCCUCGAGGACGCCAUGCGCCUCCUCGCUACCCCUGCGGACGCGCGCGCCGAGGCGGAGCGCGCGGGCGCGUGGAUGCGCGCGCGGUACCCGCAGGUCCCGGUCGCGCGGACGCCGAACAUCACGGGCUACGUCGCGUUUUGGAAUUGGCCGCAGCACGCGGAUGACCUCUUGGAGGACAUGGGGCUCUGGACUAGACGCAGCGGCGGGAAUUGGCUGACAUGUCCGUUUAAGGUCGUCGAUCCUGAGGAAAUAAGGUACCUGAAGGAAGAGCGCGACGCGAAGCGAGCUGCAGACGUGAAAGCGCCCACUGCAGUGUAG